Messenger RNA from Coregonus clupeaformis (lake whitefish), 2509 nucleotides. RefSeq names its product B-cell receptor CD22-like. Bases 300 to 2438 code for a protein of 712 amino acids. The transcript is spliced from 13 exons. Lineage: Eukaryota; Metazoa; Chordata; Actinopteri; Salmoniformes; Salmonidae. The record is from RefSeq and is a predicted model, not a curated record.
GUAAACCAAUUGAAAGGGUGUCUUUAAUGGCUUUAGCCAUGCUAAAACAGGUUUGGAAGCAUGUGCGCCCUCUAUUAAACUCUAUGGUGACUGACUGCUUCUAAAUUGUGUCAACCACAGACCUCAAACUUCCCACUCAGUGUCUAUUUACUCAGACUGAGAGUAAGUUAACUUACAACACGUCUCCCCUUCAAUACUAACUUCAACUUACUAGCAGUCUCCACACUACCAGUAAAUUGACUCUCUGUACAGGACCUCUCUCCUCCACUUCACUCUACUGCAGGGUGGGAGAUGCAACAAUGGCCUUGAGAACAUCAGGAAGUGUGUUGGUGGUCUUUCUCUGGUCUGUAGCAGGUCUUCAGGUGAAGGUGACUGGUGGACAUCAGGAUAAGACACUGACCUGUAGCACCACCUGUACUCUGACUGGUAACCCCACCUACAUCUGGUACAAGAACGAACAACAUCUAGAUGAGAGCACCUCCCCCCAGUACAAAGACCCAGUCUCCAGUAACAAUGAAGACGGCUACUCCUGUGCUGUAAAAGGCCAUGAGGAUCUCCACUCUCCUUCAGUGUGUGUCCAGGGUCAGGACUGCAACAGAGUGAAUUACACUAAGAGGAGAAUAUGUGCCUUGAAGGGGUCAACAGUGGACAUAUCAUGUACUUAUGGCAGUGGUUAUGAUACCGUCACAUCAUCACUCUGGUUUAGUCCUAAACAGAGUGCUAGGUGGAGUGGUAAGUUGAUCCCUGAGGACAUAACCACAGACCCAGGGUAUGCAGGUCGUGUGGAGUAUGGUGGAGAGAAGGAGAGAGGUCGCUCCACCCUGCGAAUCACAGAUCUGAGAGAGGAGGACUCAGCUGAGUACAAGUUCAUAUUCAACACACAGUCCUCAAGAUGGGGAUACAGCUUCCCUGGAACAACACUGACUGUCACAGACCUGCAGGUGAAGGUGACAGAGGCAGGGAAGAGGACACUGACCUGUAUCACGACGUGUACUCUGACUAACAACCCCAACCCCACCUACAUCUGGUACAAGAAUGGACAGAAUGUAAAGGAGAAGUCUUCCAGUCUGUACUCAGAUUACUUUAGUGAUGCAGACAGCUACUCCUGUGCUGUAAAAGGCCAUGAGGGUCUCCUCGCUCCUUCAGUGUGUGAGAACUGUUGGAGUGUGACUUACAACCAUCAGAGGAUCUGUGCCUUGAAGGGGUCAAGAGUGGACAUAUCCUGCUCUUACACAUAUCCCAGUUAUCAUGAGAUCAAAAAAGUUUUCUGGUUUACUAAAUGGUCUGGUAUGGAUCCUGAAGAUCUGAGGUCAGUGCCAGGGUAUGAGGGUCAUAUAGAGUACCUUGGGGAUAAGAAGAGUAACUGUACCCUGAGAAUCACAGACCUGAGAUUGAGUGACUCUGCUGAGUACAGGUUCAGAUUGAUAACAUCCGGAGGAAAGUCUGCUGGCUCACCUGUCUCCCUGACAGUCACAGAUGUUGUGUUGGAGAUGGAUCCUACAUCUGUGUCAGAGGAGGAGAGAGUCACACUGACAUGUAGAACCAAAUGUACACUGGACCCCAUCACAGCCUACAGUUGGUAUAAGAAUGGACAGCCUAUACCAAACAGCAACACCUCCUCUCCUGUCUAUAGCCUAUUCCCAGUCAGCAGUGAGGAUGCAGGCAGAUACUCCUGUGCUGUGGAAGGCCAUGAUGAUCUCCCCUCUCCUGAAGAGAUUCUCACUGUCACAUAUGGACCAAAGAACACCUCAGUGUCAGUCAGUCCCUUUGGUGAAAUAGUGGAGGGCAGUUCAGUGACUCUGACCUGCAGCAGUGAUGCCAACCCACCUGUGGAGAAAUACACCUGGUACAAGAAGAACGUAACUUCACCAAAAGCAUCAGGACAGAGUUACAAUAUCACUAACAUCAGCUCUGAGGACAGUGGAGAAUACUACUGUGAGGCCCGGAAUAAAAUAGCAUCUAGUAACUCUACAGCUCUGAUGAUCAUUGUAGCAGGGAAACAAACCUCAGUUAUGACUACAGCUGUAGGAAUCGUAGUGGUUGUUCUGGUUCUCAUCCUCGGUCUCUCUGGCUUCAUGUGGCUCAGGAAGAAGGCCUCCAAAUCCACCUCUGACACAAGAGACACAGCAGACAAUAGACAGGGAGACUCUAAUCCAGUGUAUGACAACAUCUCAGGCAUGGCCAUGACCCCUACUGCAACACAGACAGCAGCCAACGUAGACCAGGAUGACGUUCACAACGCCAGCGUCCACUUCUCUCGCUCCAAAAACCAGGAAGUGCCUCUGUACUCCACCGUCCAGCUGCCUCAACCACAGAAACAGGACGAAGAUGUCCAAUACGCUGAUGUGAAAUUCAACCACCCCAGUUCUGCCACCCAACCCGCAGCAGCACAAGCAGCUGAGGAGGACCCCUCUGUUCUCUACAGUACAGUCAACUAACCCAGAACCAAGAAGACCUGAACACAACAAACCCAGAACCAAGAAGACCUGAACACAACAAACCCAGAACC